This is a messenger RNA of Pseudocercospora fijiensis CIRAD86, 690 nucleotides long. RefSeq lists its product as uncharacterized. Lineage: Eukaryota; Fungi; Ascomycota; Dothideomycetes; Mycosphaerellales; Mycosphaerellaceae. The transcript has a single exon. The record is from RefSeq and is a predicted model, not a curated record. The coding region runs from base 1 to 690 and encodes 229 amino acids.
AUGGCCAUCGACACUUCGAGCAACCCUGCCAACGGCACAACUCAAUCCGAGAUUGAGUCUACCGCACUCUAUCAGAAUGUCUACAACUACGUUGAGAAAUACAUGUCCCGAUACGAUGCAUCUCAUGACUUCAACCACAUACUGCGAGUCCUUGAGCUGUCCAAACGCAUCUUAGCCGAAGAGCUCAAGACCAAUCCGACCAAGCGGCUGCGAAAGGAUGCCGUGGUGCUUGGAGCUCUGCUUCACGAUGUCGGAGACAAGAAAUACACGCAACCUGGAGAGAAUUCAGAACAGCUGGUUUCCAAUCUGCUGACCAAAAACGGCUGCUCUCCAAUAUUUGUGGCAAAAAUUGCCAUGAUAGUAGAGAAUGUCUCGUACAGCAAUGAGACCAAGCGACCCCAGCUGGUCAAAGCUAUCAUCGCAUCGCAUCCAGAACUCGCGAUUGUACAGGAUGCGGACCGUCUUGAUGCCAUCGGCGCUGUUGGAAUUGGCAGAGUCUUUGCUUUUGGAGCGGUGAAGGGAGCAGAUCGCGGGUUGCAAGGCAGCAUUGAUCACUUCGAUGAUAAGCUUUUGAAGCUGGAGAACAUGAUGAAGACGGAGACCGGAAGACGACUUGCUCGUGAGAGAACGGAAAGGUUAAGGCAGUUCAAGGAGUGGUGGAACGAAGAGAACGAGAUGCUCGCGCAGUAG